Venustampulla echinocandica is the source of this 912-nucleotide messenger RNA. Its product is annotated as p-loop containing nucleoside triphosphate hydrolase. Gene Ontology annotation, molecular function: GTP binding; GTPase activity. Gene Ontology annotation, cellular component: endomembrane system. Gene Ontology annotation, biological process: intracellular protein transport. The record is from RefSeq and is a predicted model, not a curated record. The transcript is spliced from 2 exons. Bases 1 to 912 code for a protein of 303 amino acids. Lineage: Eukaryota; Fungi; Ascomycota; Leotiomycetes; Helotiales; Pleuroascaceae.
AUGGCACAGUCACUUGAGGCCAAGAUCGUGGUUCUUGGUGCUCAAGGCGUUGGCAAAACGAGUUUGCUGCUGCGGUACAUCAAAAACCAGUUCUCGGCCGCAAACACGACAUCCACGGUCGGAGCGAGCUUCAUGACGAAGAGAGUGGUGGAUGACGAGAGUGACACGGUUGUACGAUUACAGAUAUGGGAUACAGCAGGACAGGAACGCUUCCGAUCGAUAUCGAGGCUCUACUACCGCGGCGCGAACGCCUGUAUCCUCUGCUACAGCAUCACCGACCUCCCCUCCUUCGAAGAAAUGGGCGUCUGGCUCAACGAGCUCCGACGCAACCUCCCCCCCGAUAUAAUCCUCCAUGUCGUGGGCACCAAGGCCGAUCUAGUAGCGAGGGAUCCUUCCGCACGCGAAGUCCCUUUCGAGCGGUGCAUCGCAUAUGUAGCUGAUAACCUCGCGCCGGGGAUGUCCUCCACGCCGCCAGCGACUGCAACCCCCCUCGGAAUGCCUGCCUUUGCAGGGAGGGAGGCGCUGGAUGGGGCGCGAAGCCCGAGUUCUAAGAGGAGCAGUGGGUUUUGGGGACAGGAAGUUGGUUGGGAUUGUUGCCAUGAAGUUAGUGCUGAGAGUGGCGAGGGCGUAGAGGAGGUGUUUAGGGUUAUUACGAGGAAAUUGGUUGAGCAGAAUAGGGCUAUGAGUCAACAGCUAUUGAGCGCGACGGAGACACCGGGUGCUACACCUGGAAUCGACGGUACGCCUGGGGAAGGAGGCGGAGGGUACUUUGAUGGCAUGAGACCUGGUGGUAGUUUCCGGGUAGGGAGGGAUAGGAGGAGUUGGUUUGGAGUUCCGGUGGAAUCGUAUAUUGAGACGCUACCGGAGACCGGACAGGUUGGCGAGGUUAAGACGCGAAGGAAGUGUUGUUAA